Carassius carassius (crucian carp) is the source of this 803-nucleotide messenger RNA. Its product is annotated as pre-mRNA-splicing factor SPF27-like. Bases 17 to 694 code for a protein of 225 amino acids. The transcript is spliced from 7 exons. Gene Ontology annotation, biological process: mRNA processing. Lineage: Eukaryota; Metazoa; Chordata; Actinopteri; Cypriniformes; Cyprinidae. The record is from RefSeq and is a predicted model, not a curated record. Gene Ontology annotation, cellular component: catalytic step 2 spliceosome; precatalytic spliceosome; Prp19 complex.
CGUAUUUUUGUAAAGGAUGGCAGGACCGGCCUCAGUCGCUGGUGAUGUUUUUGUCGAUGCUCUGCCUUAUUUCGACCAGGGUUACGAUGCUCCAGGGGUCCGAGAAGCCGCAGCAGCUUUGGUGGAGGAAGAGACGAGACGAUACAGACCAACCAAGAACUAUCUGAGCUAUCUUCCUACGCCAGAUUUCUCUGCUUUUGAGACUGAUAUCAUGAGGAAUGAAUUUGAGAGACUGUCAGCUCGUCAACCCAUGGAGCUGCUCAGUAUGAAGAGAUAUGAGCUUCCUGCUCCAACGUCUGGGCAGAAGAAUGACAUCACAGCAUGGCAGGACUGUGUCAAUAACUCGAUGGCCCAGCUGGAGCACCAGGCAGUGCGCAUUGAAAACCUCGAGCUCAUGGCUCAGUAUGGAUCUAAUGCAUGGAAGGUGUCUAAUGAUAACUUGGCCUUAAUGAUUGAAAAUGCACAAAAGGAACUACAGAAGGCUAGAAAGCAGAUACAGGACCUGAACUGGCAGCGCAAAAAUGAUCAGCUGGCUGGAGGAGCCAAACUACGAGAACUUGAGUCAAACUGGGUGUCUCUUGUUAGUAAGAACUAUGAGAUUGAGCGAGCCAUCGUACAGCUGGAGAACGAAGUGGCACAGAUGAAACGGCAACAGGGUGAUGAGAACAAAGAGAAUAUUCGACAGGAUUUUUAAAUAAUGAAAACCGUUCAACACCAUCUUGAAACUGUCAGACUUUGAUAAAGCAAAGGAUCACCAAAGAGUGAUGUUGUGUUUCUUGUUUUGUUCCGUUUUCUUUGUAAAA